Messenger RNA from Pocillopora damicornis (cauliflower coral), 4740 nucleotides. RefSeq lists its product as uncharacterized. NCBI's taxonomy places the organism in Eukaryota, Metazoa, Cnidaria, Anthozoa, Scleractinia, Pocilloporidae. Gene Ontology annotation, biological process: signal transduction. Gene Ontology annotation, molecular function: protein binding. The record is from RefSeq and is a predicted model, not a curated record.
CUUUUGCAGUUUUUUAAAGUUUCUGUUGGUAUAACCGAGACUUAUUACCACCCUUCGUCGUGAGAUUGAUGGUUAACUUUCUUCCCAGCCAGCAGUGAGAGAAUUUGCGAUAUCAUUGCUAGUAGACUUAAAAAAAGACGAGCAGAAUUCGAAUGUAAACCCAUCUCCACCAGGUAAUCUUUUGCAUCUAAAACUUCCGUUAACUUUUGUGCACCUCUCAAAUGACACAAAACCUUCGUGCUCUCCUCUUGAAAGUUGUAGAAGUUGUAACCCUUCUAGAAAGUAGCUUAGUAGGUCGUUCCUAACAAUUGUUUCAUUUUAGAAUUUCUUCAGUAAUAUUGUUUCUUUUUCAGUCAAAAUAAUUCACUUUUUGUUUACCGUUGUCAUCUUUUGACUCAGUGAAAACUCUUGUAAUUUCGUCUUUCGAUAUGAAGAAAGUGUACUAGUGUCUAGCAAGAUUGUGCGCUGGGGAUUCCUUUAAAGAAGGGUGGACCUGAGCAUGACUGACCAGGCAACCUCUUACAGUAUCGUGGGAACCGCAUCUGGGUUCCUUGGUGAUGUUCAGCAAGCAAAGGACAAUCAUGUUCGUGAGCUGAAUAUUCGUUUGAAGAAUUUAGGACCUGAUCAUGUUGACGUGGCAGCGUCUUACAGUGACUUGGGAACCGUUUGUGGUGCCCUUGGUGAAUUUCAGCAAGCAAAGGAGUAUCAUAGUCAAGCGCUGGAUAUUCGUUUGAAGAAUCUAGGAUCUGAGCAUGUUGACGUGGCAACUUCUUUCAGUGGCUUGGGGACCGUUUGUGGUGCCCUUGGUGAAUUUCAGCGAGCAAAGGACUAUCACGGUCGUGCGCUGAAUAUUUAUUGGAAGAAAUUAGGACCUGAGCAUGUUGACGUGGCAGCUUCCUACAAUGGCUUGGGGACCGUAUUUUGUGCCCUUGGUGAAUUUCAGCAAGCAAAGAACUAUCAUGGUCGUGCGCUGGAUAUUCGUUUGAAGAAUUUAGGACCUGAGCAUGCUGACGUGGCAGCUUCUUACAGUGGCUUAGGGACCGUAUGUGGUGCCCUUGGUGAAUUGCAGCAAGCAAAGGACUAUCAUGGUCGUGCGCUAGAUAUUCGUUUGAAGAAUUUGGGACCCAAGCAUGUUGGCGUGGCAGCUUCUUACAGUGCUCUGGGGACCGUAUUUUGUGCCCCUGGUGAAUUUCAGCAAGCAAAGGACUAUCAUGGUCGUGCGCUGGAUAUUCGUAUGAAGAAUUUAGGACCUGAGCAUGUUUACGUGGCAGCUUCUUACAGUGCUCUGGGGACCGUAACUCAUGCCCUUGGUGAAUUUCAGCAAGCAAAGGACUAUCAUGGUCGUGCGCUGGAUAUUCGUUUGAAGAAAUUAGGACCUGAGCACGAUUUCGUGGCACUUUCUUACAGUGACUUGGGGACAGUUUGUAGUUCCCUUGGAGAUCUUGUGCAAGCAAAGGAUAACUUUGAGCGUGCGCGUAACAUUUUCGUGAAGAGGUCAGGACCUGAUGUCAUUGGUAUCCCUAAGCAGGCAAAGGAUUGGAAUAAACGAGUACAAACCAUUCUUCGCAAAAAUAAUAGGGCUGAGAGAGCUGAUGUCCCUUCUUUGAGAAAGUUUCAAAUCACGGUGCACUCAGUCCCGCCUUAUAUUUUGGCCAGAGGAUCCAUCGCGAAGGCCGCUUAUCAGAGAGCUCUUGAAACGGGAAAGACAUUCGAUAAGCGGGCUAAAAUCUUGUUGAUUGGCCAAGACCGGGUUGGCAAAACUAGUGUCUUACGUUCUCUGAAAGGUGAACUAUUCAGACAAGAUGAAUCGAGCACAUUGGGGUUGCAAAUAGACAUGCCUCUGAAACAUGUUGGUGAAAAACCAUGGAAGAAUUCCAAAGAGGAACAAGAAAAAAGUACCUUCCAUUACAAAUGUGCUCUAAAUAUUAGUAACCAGUUAUUAACUGAACCACCAAACGAAAUUUACGUGGACAGCGAAGUUACGAAGCAAACAGAGACUGAUGAGACACAGAGAACAGAGGGGAUGAUCGGUGAAAUAGGAUCAAACGUGGGUAUGUACCUCAUUACAAAAUGUCUGCAACACAUCUUUGUUGACGGCUUAUCGAGUGAUACCAACAACAGCUUGGGAAAGCAAGACCAUGACAUAGAACCGAGGUCUCGGGUGAACUCAGGUAAAAUUUCUCCGAAAACACAAGGGGACAACGGGCAUCAUGAGAAGCGAAACAGUGACAUGCCUGAUGAAGUGGUGCGACUUACAACUGAAAACCUCUCGAGGAUAGAGUCAGUGAAGGAUGACGGCAUUUGGCCAGUGUGCAUGGAUUUUGGUGGUCAAGCCAUUUACCGUGCUAUUCAUCCUAUUCUCGCUUCGCGUGAAGCAGUUUAUCUGCUAGUGGUUGAUCCUACCAAAGAUCUUUCUGCCCCAGCCCAAUUACUUUUACACUUUUUGCACGAUCGUGGCACAGUGGUUUAUCAUGGUAGAGCGGACGAUCCACUAAGUCUGGUUGUUUUGAAUCCAAGGUGGUUGAUUGAUGUUUUGUGUCAGAUAAUAACGGUUGAAAAACAAGAAGAAGAGAAAACUGUCAUUUCAAAUCUCCGCAAAGAUCUUGGCAAGAACGGCAUUCUUGAUGCUAAACUGCUUGAUUACUCUUGCACAAAACUGGGCGUUGGCGACAUCAAGGAGUCUUUACUUUUCCUCAUGAAGAAGUUCAACCUUCUUUGUGAAUAUACGGGAAAAGAUGGCAGUUCCGUGUAUCUUGUUCCGUGUAUGCUGACCUCCACACCUGACGAUGCAUUUAUGCCGGACGUUUCUGUUAAUCCAGGCCCUGCACCAGUUUAUGUCACAUUCUCUACUCAGUACGUCCCUGGUGGUCUAUUUUCAAGAAUGGUUGUCCUUUUCUUCGAAUCUGUACAAAGACGAAUUGCGUGUGAUCAGGCAAAGCUGUGGGCUAACUCAGCUCGUUUCUAUUUGGGAGAUCAGACUGCAGUUGAUUUUGUUUGCUACAAGCGUGUGAUCAAAGUACACGUAUGGAAUUUCACCUAUCUAAGUAUGGACCCUGUCAAGACCGAGCCAAAAGUUUGCUCAGAGGUCUUAAGCUUUUUGAAGACAAGUUUGGAGAGGCUGCACGAGGAGUGUCAUUGGCUGCAAACAGUAUCAUGGGAUCUCUGCGCUAGAUGCGAUUUGUGUCCACGCGAGUUUGUUCAUGGAACCGGAAAUUGUUAUUGGCAUGCAGAAGUAGAAUGUUGCCACGAUGAUUGUGCGCAUUAUGUUUCCUUGACAAGGAAGCCUUUCGUUUGCACGCGUACACAGGGUCCAAAGUUUUGUCCGCCCAAGACUUGGAGUCAGGUCUUGGACGAUGCCAAUGGUAAAAACCUAAGUGGCCAGUCUUUACAAAGCUUUCCUCAGACUAAGGGCUCUCAAUCAGUGGGGAGGAGUGAAAGAGCUGGCGAGCGAAAAACAGCGGUCUCUUCUUUGGCGCAAUGCAGUUCUGUUCAUUUCGGAAAGCGAGUACUACCGUACCAGACUGCGCAAUCAAUGGUUCCUGCUAAGAUUGCUCGCACAGGUAACAAAUGUCACUUUUUAAGGUCGCGAUCUUACAGGUUACACAAUGUAAUAUUCAAAUGUCGAGAACAUCGUAAUUGGUUCAGGCACUUCGAAGUGUCUCUCGCAGGGAAAAUUUUAAAAGAAGGCAUUCUAAGUAAAGAUGAUCACAUGGGACUGUCGAACUCCAUCUCAGAAGACUGGAGGAGGCUUGGACUCCUGCUGGGUAUUCGCGUGGAAGACCUUGAUAACAUUGAUCAAAGGAGACGUGAUUAUUUUGACAAGGCUCAUCAAAUGUUACGUUUGUGGAUGGAAAAAAACGCUUCGAAUGCUACGUAUCGUUUUCUGUGCCAAGCAUUGUGCCACCAGUGUUUAAAUCGAAGAGACUUAGCUGAAAGAUUUUGCUUUCGCUAAGAAUACUAUCCUCGUUAUGAGAGUGACUGAUAAUUAGGAAAUGGACUUCUUUCUCACCAGCGGAAGCUAUGUUUAUAACUUCAUGUGUGUAAUAAAGGGCUUUCAUUGACUUUUCCAUAGUAAGCUGAAUUAUACACUCGUUUUGAUUGCUUUUUACUAUUAAUCUAUUGGAGGAUUGACGCAAAGAUGACGUCAUCGUUACAAACAUAUGUUAUUUUAUCAUUGUAUGAUGUAAAUAGAUUCCAUGUUGCCGUGGGUCUGUACAGUAAAAGAUCAAAGAAGACGUCAAUAUGUGGUCAGAACAUCAAUGACAAACUCAGUUACCGCAUCAUGACGUCAUCUGUCAUCUGUAAGUUAAACAGACGCACAGCGAGUGACUGUAAUUAGAAUUAUACGGAUGCUUUUCCAUUUAUUUGUAGCCCCAAAAUUUUCAGUACUAUUCGCCUAAUUUAAUUUUUGAGCUUGGAAUGUAAUAAUGUAAGGCAUUAACAUUUAAAAAUAGAUAUUUUCUAGUCUAAAAACCCGCGAAAAACUUCACUGACAAAUUUAAAUAGUGUGAAAGUCUAUUACGCAAUUUAUAAAAAUACGUUAAAAAGAGUUUCGAACCAUAUGGAAACAUCACAACUCUUCUUUGUAUUAAAAUGGUUUAGUUGGCCAUAAACAUUGGUGCAACGCAAAUACAUGUAGUGUUGAAAGGUAUUAGGUGUAAUGCGCGUUAAUUAGUGCUGAAGCGCAUGGAAAACUCUAUACUUUUUUCAAUAAAAUUUAUUUGAAUGUACGACUAUAAA